Molecule: messenger RNA, 1347 nt
Organism: Quercus lobata
Lineage: Eukaryota; Viridiplantae; Streptophyta; Magnoliopsida; Fagales; Fagaceae
Product: 2-alkenal reductase (NADP(+)-dependent)-like
Exons: 5
Coding region: 141-1103 (320 amino acids)
Molecular function (GO): 2-alkenal reductase [NAD(P)H] activity
Source: RefSeq, a predicted model, not a curated record
UCGGUAAAAAUUGCAUCAAUUAUUUUUUCAUACUAUAAAACAACCUCAACUUUCUUGCAAACGCUUUAAACCCAAGAGCCUUAAAACCAACCCGCAUAAUUUGAUUGUAUUGCUAAUAUACAGUAAGAGCUUUGUUAUCAAUGGCAAGUGGUGGUGGUGAUAAUGAGCUAGAAGUGAGCAACAAGCAAGUGAUCUUCAAGGACUAUGUGUCUGGUUUCCCUAAAGAAUCAGACAUGUACCUUAAAACCAAUGGUACCAUAAAGUUGAAAGUCCCAGAAGGUUCAAAUGGGCUUUUAGUGAAGAAUCUGUACCUGUCCUGUGAUCCUUAUAUGCGUAAUCGUAUGAAGAAGUCAACCGAUUCCUUGGUGCCCGGUUCGCCCAUUGUUGGAUUUGGUGUGGCAAAAGUUGUAGAUUCUGGGAAUCCAAAAUUCAAGAAAGGUGACUUAGUUUGGGGAAGAACUGGAUGGGAAGAAUAUAGUUUGAUUACAGAUGUUCAGGAUUUGUUUAAAAUCGAACACACUGAUGUGCCACUGUCCUACUAUACUGGUAUUCUUGUUGGUCUGCCUGACCAGUGGGCAGCCUCACUAACCAGCAUUUUUCUGUUUGCUUUUGUUUUUUUCCUUUAUCCUUUCUGCAACAAGGUUGAUUUGCUGAAGAACAAACUCAAGUUUGAUGAGGCAUUCAACUAUAAAGAAGAGUCUGACUUGGAUGCAGCUUUGAAAAGGUACUUUCCUGAAGGUAUUGAUAUUUACUUUGAGAAUGUUGGGGGAAAAAUGCUUGAUGCAGUGCUACUCAACAUGAGGACCCACGGUCGCAUUGCUGUUUGUGGCAUGAUCUCACAGUACAACCUUGAGGAGCCGGAAGGUGUGUACAAUUUAACGCACAUGAUUUACAAACGGGUUCAUAUGAAAGCAUUUGUGGCUUUUGAUUACUAUCACCUUUACCCGAAGUUUCUGGAUUUGGUUCUGCCUCACAUUGCUGAAGGGAAUAUUGUAUAUUUGGAAGACAUAGCUGAUGGCCUUGAGAGUGGUCCAGCAGCCCUUGUUGGGCUAUUGUCUGGCCUCAAUGUUGGUAAACAGGUAGUUUUAGUUGCUCAAGAAUGAUUGACUUCAUGACCAAAAGCUCUAGGUCUCUUGGAGAUUCCUACUGUAAAUAAACCUUAAGCGUCUACACCUUUGGUGGACGUUUCAGGUCUUGGUGUUCAUGAAGAAUUGAGUUUUCUAAGUAGAUGUAAUGUCAUUGACGUCAAGAAUUUCAGAAAUAGCAGAUCUUAUGAUGCUACAAGCUCAAAUUCACUUCAACAUGCUAACUUCAUGCAAUGCAAUAAUUCGGUAAUCGUGACUGUAA